Ziziphus jujuba (common jujube) is the source of this 1142-nucleotide messenger RNA. Its product is annotated as pathogenesis-related protein 1. Gene Ontology annotation, cellular component: extracellular region. The transcript has a single exon. Bases 69 to 563 code for a protein of 164 amino acids. The record is from RefSeq and is a predicted model, not a curated record. Lineage: Eukaryota; Viridiplantae; Streptophyta; Magnoliopsida; Rosales; Rhamnaceae.
UUGUAUCAUUUCCCCAAACAAAAAAAAUUUCGAAAUUUAGCAUUGCAUUUUUAAUACAAAACCAAAAAAUGAGUACCUCUAAGGUUUCCAUAUCAUUGAUCAUUUUGAUGAUAGGUUUAGCCCUAGUGAUCCAGCCCUCUCAUGCCCAAGACUCCAAGCAAGAGUUCCUGAACGCCCACAACUUAGCUCGAGCCUCGGUUGGAGUCGGACCCUUGACGUGGGACAACAAGGUCGCCGGCUAUGCAAGAACCUAUGCCAACACACGCAAAGGCGACUGCAAACUGGUGCAUUCUAGGGGACCUUAUGGUGAGAAUAUCCUUGUAUGGAGCAGAGGUGACCUUUCCGGUGUUGCCGCGGUGAAUUCGUGGUUUAAAGAGAAGGUAAACUAUGAUUAUAACUCCGACUCUUGUACUAAUGGAAAACAGUGCCGCCAUUACACUCAGUUGGUCUGGAAAAAAUCAACCCGUUUAGGGUGUGCUAAGGUUCGGUGCAACAAUGGGGGUACCUUCAUUACUUGUAAUUAUGAUCCCGCUGGCAACUCUGCUGGCCAGCGUCCUUACUAAGGACCAUAUAUACAGGAACUCUUAUAUGAGGGUUGCCAUGAUGCACGAUCCAUUAAAAGACUUCUAUUAUUAAUUUUUAAAUUGCUUUAAAAACUACAAUUUAAAGUUAUAUUUGGGAUUUAUUUGAGUCCAUAUAAAAUUUAUUUUAUCAUGAAAUUUUAAUAUUUUAUUGGAUUCAUAUAAUUCAUCAAUAUAUUUUUAAAUUUUAGCUUUUAAAAUAAUUUUAGAAUUGAUAAUAAAUAUAUUUAUUGAUAAAAACAUCAAGACAUCUCCAUAUAAGAAUAAAAUAAAUUAUAUAUAUAUAUGUACUCCUAUUUAUAUAUAUAGGAGCAAGUUCUUCUAUAUACUAAGAUAUUUUUAAUAAAUCCAGGAUUUUCUUUUUUACAUUUUUUAUCAUGAAUAAAAAGGUUGAAUGGGUAUAGGUAGCAUACCCUUACAACUCCAAAUGGUGAGAUUUCUCUUUUUACUUGGUUAUUAAAUAAGUAUAUCUUGUGGUGUGUAAGCCAUGAACAUGAUUAUGUAUAAUUUUAAUUGUUUGUUCACCGUAUUGGAUGUGCUUAUUCAAGAGUCAAUCAUUUA